AUGGAGAAUCCGAGCGCAGAUAAAAGUACACCUUCGGCUGAAUCUUCUCAGGCGGAGCAGUGCAAAUCGCAGCCGCAGAAUGCGCAGUAUGAAACAGCGCCUGGAAAAACAUCCGCUUUUUUGGGUUACGUCCCAGCAGUGGUGACUAAUGCCCAAGGAAGAAUCCAGAAUGGAACUGGUACCACAACUGCUGCUCCGGUAUUUCCAGCCGCCGCUCCGGUGGUUCCAGCCGCCGUUCCGGUGGUUCCAGCCCCAGCUCCUGUAGUUCCAGCUGCCGCCCCCGCGGUUCAAACUGCGCCACCUGCUUUAUCCACAUAUCCAGCUCCAGCGUACCCGCAGUAUGAUAUGGCAAUGAUAAUGCAAUAUCAGCAGGCAUGGCAGCAGUAUUAUGCAGCAAUGAUGUCGUACCAAGCACGGCCUAUGAUCCAACCACCAUAUUUCCGUCCAACGGUUGCUGCAACUGUUCAGCGGACACCGCCAGCAGUUCCAGUCCAACCAAAUGCAGUGCAAGGUCAUUUUGAAUAUUCCGCUCCGCGUCAAGCGCCUCCACAACAAGUAGCGCAAACGCCAGGAUUCGGUCGCUUCAUGGCACCGGCUCCAGGACAUUGCAACAUCCCAACAAGCAACAACGCAUCAGUUCCUGCAAGCGCCAACCAGCCGAUGCCGUUCGAUAACAGUGCUUCAGCUCCUGUGUAUCAGAGAAUACCUCAAGCGGUACCAAACUCACAGAUGAGCAAAGGAGGAGACGACAAUCGUAACAGUGGUCCAGUAGCUUCUGCAGAAGACUCAUAUAUUCCGAACAGCGAGAAGUGCAAGAGUCUCGAAGCUGGGAAUACACCUGGUGGCAUUGAGCAACAAGUUUUCGGGAAUCUCGAUAGUUCUGGAUACGGAAGUCAUAGCGAUGCUUCUGGUAGCGCAGGCGACAGCUUCACUGAUGCUUCACAGGGAGGCUGCUACGGAUUUUAUGGUGCCAGAGGAUGGGGACGAGGUGCUUCGCGUGGCAUAAACAAUGAAUUUAGUGGCGGUGGGCAAGCAGGUCGAGGUGGCCCUUUUGGUAACGGAAACGAUGGAUUUGCUGGCUUUGGGAUAGCAGGCUAG
Molecule: messenger RNA, 1098 nt
Organism: Gongylonema pulchrum
Lineage: Eukaryota; Metazoa; Nematoda; Chromadorea; Rhabditida; Gongylonematidae
Source: the annotation of a GenBank genome assembly